AUUAUCCCUGAACGAUCGUUACUCGGCGUAAUUUUCCUGGAAGUUGUUGCAAGAGUGAAAAAUCGAAAAAAGCGCAGAGUGGGGAGACGACGGGAGGUCGCGCUCGCGGCAAUAGAGAGCUAGCCUAGCCACUGGCGGCCGACAGGCGCCUCGUAUCGCGCGCAGUGCAAGAGUUGCGCGCGCGUUAUAUACUUAUACUUAUUUGUGCCAGUCAUCGGCGUGUGUUCACAGCUCAGGUCGUCGCCGCCGCCUGCAGCCUCGCAGCUGUAUGACAAUUUUCGUGUGCGUGUGUGUGUGUGUGCCUCAUUAUUUGCCGCCACCGGGGCGUAGAUAUACAAUAGUAGACUCGGUCUAGUGCAGGCAUAUUAUAUAUGCGGUGGCAGGCCGCUUUUUGCCUUUGGUAAACACUAUAGUCGCUCUCUCUCUCUCUCUCUCCCUCUUGUCCGUGUGUACACACACUGUAUAGGCAUCUGUAUUCGCUGUGACGGCGGCGAAACACGCGAGCGAGAGUUUAAUGGUAUUUGAGGCAGCUGCGAGCGUGCAUGCGGCACAGUCACUGUCUGCGCGCUGAUUCGAUCGGAUCGGAUCGUCUCGUCUCAUCGUCGUGACCCGGGUCAGCAAGCAGCGGGAAAAGCAUCUUUCUCGUCGGCGUAUAACCAACGAUAGAGACACUUGACGCAACAACGGCGUGAUCUUGCACGUGAGCCGUCGGAAGGUUAUAGGACGAGUGACAGCAAGCGAUAAUGGGUCUGCUUUCGGAGGGAAGUCCACUGAACUGGGAGGAGACAAGAAAGCUCGCCGAUCAUGUGAGGAAACACGGAGCCAUACAGUUUAUUAACCUGUACAAGAGGCUCCGGGACAAGCAGGGCGACGUACUCAAAUGGGGAGACGAGGUUGAAUAUAUAUUGGUGAAGUUUAAUGAUGCAGAGAAAACUGCAAAAGUGUCACUAAGAGCAGAAAAAUAUUUAGCCGAAUUGCAAGAAAAAGAGCACAAUGAUCCUGACAAUGUUAAAUCACUUUGGCGUCCUGAAUAUGGAGCUUACAUGAUUGAAGGAACUCCAGGCAAACCCUAUGGAGGAUUACUGGCACAUUUUAAUGUAGUUGAAGCCAAUAUGCAGUAUAGAAGACAAGAAGCCUCCAAGUUAUUGGAGCCUGGAGAAGCUCUAAUGUCAUUAACCAAUUUUCCAAGAUUAGGAGCACCAGACUUUACUGAUCCCCCAGCUGUUCCUACUCCACAAUCUGGAGCAUCAAGAAGCUUAUUCUUUCCAGAUGAGGCUAUUUUUUCUGGCCAUCCAAGGUUCAAAACAUUAACAAGAAAUAUUAGAAGCAGAAGAGGAGAAAAAGUAGCUAUUAAUCUACCAAUAUACAAAGAUAAAAAUGUGAAGUUGCCAUUUAAAGAAAAUUUGGCUGAAUUGGGAGAUGAUGGCUCCAGUGAAAAAGCAGCCAAGGAAAAUCACGUGUACAUGGACGCUAUGGGAUUUGGAAUGGGCUGUUGUUGCUUACAACUAACGUUUCAAGCAUGUAAUAUUGAAGAAGCAAGAACUUUGUAUGACCAGCUAACUCCACUUUGUCCAAUAAUGCUGGCUCUUACUGCUGCCAGUCCAUUUUACCGAGGCUAUGUGACGGACGUCGACUGUCGCUGGAAUGUCAUCUCGUGUUCCGUUGACUGUAGAACUGAGGAGGAGCGGGGAUUAAAGCCGUUGAAAGAAAAUAAAUUCAAGAUCAGCAAAUCCAGAUAUGACUCUAUUGAUUCCUAUCUAAGCGAGCAAGGCGAUAGGUACAACGACGUGCCUUUGACGUACGACAAAGAUAUUUAUAAACAACUCUUGGACAAUGGAAUUGACAAGCUACUUGCACAACAUAUUGCCCAUCUAUUCAUCAGAGAUACAGUUUCUUUAUUUUCGGAAAAGGUUCAUCAAAACGAUCUUGAAGAUACUGAUCACUUUGAGAAUAUUCAAUCUACAAAUUGGCAAACAAUGAGAUUCAAACCACCACCAUCCAAUUCAUCUAUUGGAUGGAGAGUUGAAUUCAGACCUUGUGAAGUACAAAUAACUGACUUUGAGAAUGCAGCCAUUGUCUGUUUUGUGGUUUUGUUAACGCGAGUUAUCUUAAGUUAUAAACUUAAUCUUUUAAUACCAAUUAGCAAAGUAGACGAAAAUAUGGCCAGAGCACAAAAGAGAGAUGCUGUAAAAACAGAGAAAUUUUGGUUUAGGCGCGAUAUUACGUGUAAUACGCAACAAGGAGAUAUUAAAGAUGAAUAUACUGAAUACACGAUAGACGAAAUCGUUAACGGAAAGGAAGGCACAUUUCCCGGAUUAAUUCCGUUGGUUAACUCUUAUCUUUCAAGUAUGGAUGCAGAUGCUGAUACUCACUGUACUAUACAAAGAUAUAUUAAACUCAUUCAGAGACGUGCGUCCGGCGAGCUUCUAACCACCGCUAAAUGGUUAAGACAGGAAGUUCUCACACAUCCUGAAUACAAACAAGACUCGAGAAUAUCACAACGAAUAAAUUAUGACUUGUUAAAAAAAAUUCACGAUAUUGAAGCAAACAAGGUACCGUGUCCCGAGUUGCUUGGACCCUGUAUAAUUUCCAAAACUUCAGAAACUGUUCCAGCUGCCAUGGCAAAGGCUGAAAAUUGUCCCAUCCCAGAUUGAAUAAUGUAAUUAUUAAUGCGUAAGCCGAAAAAUGUAUUAUUAAUAUUAUAUUUUUAAAUAAUUUUAUUGUAUACAUCUUAUAAUUGUGAUAUACAAAAAUACUGACCUAAUAUUCUUAUUGAAGUGUACUUUGUGCUUCAUGGAGUGAGAAAUUUUUAUAAAUGUAGUAAAAACAUUGGCAUAUAAAAGCUGCCUGGAAAUAUUGUUGAAAUAUUCAAUCUAUUAAAUAAAUAAGUUUGUUGGCAUCCUUUUUUAAUGAUUUACAAAAAUAAAAGAAAAAAAA
Molecule: messenger RNA, 2937 nt
Organism: Nasonia vitripennis (jewel wasp)
Lineage: Eukaryota; Metazoa; Arthropoda; Insecta; Hymenoptera; Pteromalidae
Gene: Gclc
Product: glutamate--cysteine ligase catalytic subunit
Exons: 9
Coding region: 744-2654 (636 amino acids)
Biological process (GO): glutathione biosynthetic process
Cellular component (GO): glutamate-cysteine ligase complex
Molecular function (GO): glutamate-cysteine ligase activity
Source: RefSeq, a predicted model, not a curated record